This is a messenger RNA of Gavia stellata (red-throated loon), 2008 nucleotides long. It is a transcript of the gene SARNP, whose product is annotated as SAP domain containing ribonucleoprotein. NCBI's taxonomy places the organism in Eukaryota, Metazoa, Chordata, Aves, Gaviiformes, Gaviidae. Gene Ontology annotation, biological process: poly(A)+ mRNA export from nucleus. The transcript has 11 exons. Bases 1 to 633 code for a protein of 210 amino acids. The record is from RefSeq and is a predicted model, not a curated record. Gene Ontology annotation, cellular component: nucleus.
AUGGCGGCGGAGACUGUGGAGCUCCAUAAGCUGAAGUUGGCUGAACUGAAGCAGGAAUGUCUGGCCCGUGGCCUGGAAGCAAAAGGCAACAAGCAGGAUCUGAUCAACAGGCUCCAGGCUUACCUGGAGGAGCACGCUGAAGAAGAAGCAAAUGAAGAAGAUGUCCUGGGGGAAGAAAUAGAGGAAGAAGAGCAGAAGCCGGUAGAGCCGCCCGUCAAAGUAGAAGAGCCUCCUGUAAAAUCGCCUGACGUGAUUACGGAAAAGAAGGUAGUGAAAAUAACAUCGGAGAUUUCGCAGAUGGAGCGAAUGCAGAAGAGGGCUGAACGCUUCAAUGUGCCCGUGAGCCUGGAGAGCAAGAAGGCAGCGCGGGCAGCUCGGUUUGGUUUGGCCACAGUUUCGACUAAAGGCCUCUCUGCAGACAGCAAACCCACGGUAAACAUGGAUAAAUUAAAGGAAAGGGCUCAAAGAUUUGGGUUGAAUGUCUCCUCGCUCUCCAAGAAGAGUGAAGAAGACGAGAAACUGAAGAAGAGGAAGGAGCGGUUUGGCAUUGUAACAAGUUCAGCCGGGGCUGGAGCUACAGAGGACACAGAGGCAAAGAAGAGGAAAAGAGCAGAACGCUUUGGGAUCGUCUGAUGCCAGUCCUUCUUAGCUUCAGCCCGUUUGCAGUGUGCCUCUCGAGUGCGUGCAUACUCUUUUCUCUCUUUCCCCCACUUUCUCUCACUCCCACACUGUUUCUCUAGGUUUUAGUGAUGAGUAGACAGGGAAUCCCCCGUAGUUGUAUGAUUGUGCUACUUAUUUUUUUCAAGUUACGAAGUUUUAAAAAUGAAGAAAAGUUGAGCAAAAAGAAGAAACGGUUCUCAGUGCGUCUCCGGUAGCCCGCGGUCCCGCCGUCCGGUGGUUUCCCAGCUGCUGGUGGGUCAUUCGCAGCAGCUCGCACCGGAGACCCUGUCUGGCGGGGAGAGAUGGAGAGCAUCCCGCUGCCCUCCCAGUGCCGCUGGGAAACGCCUGAGCAGGGGAGAGUCAGCAGACGGGCAGAUAGAGCAACGGCAGGAGGGCGGUGUCGGCCGUGCGACGAGGAAGGGAAAAGGUUGAGGACUGGAGAGGGAGCAGGGUUUGCUCUGCCCUCGGCGGCUGCUUUUUUAGUUUAAGGACUCCCGCUGCGCUGCUGAGGCGAGGACUGGGUUGAAGCGUGUUGUCUGUUUGCUGCCGAUGCCGUCUCCAGCUCUCAGGCUGCCCUGGUCCUCUCCUCCUCCUCCUCCUCCACCCUGUGAAAACGGGCCCGAGGUUCAGCUGUCUCGUGGUUUCUUCCCAGCAGCUGGGACGAGAACACGCCUCGCCUCGAGAGCACGAUGCAUUACGUGAGUCCUGCUCUGGAUCUCUGGUGUCUGACCCCUGGCUCGUCCCGGAGCUGACAGGUUGAACGUCAGGGAAGGAUUUUCUCAAAUAUAUUGUCUCGUGUUUUCAAAAAUGGAAGUGGCGUGUGUGAUAGCCGACACGCGGGGCAGUUUUCCGACUGCCUUCCUUCCCCGGGUGAGGCUAAUGGGAGUUGUCAGAGCGAGAAUUGCUGAUUAACCCUAGAUCAAGACUGGUGUCCCAAAACGAGGAGGAAAACGUAGCAAUGCAUUUGCAAAUGGAGCCCCUUCUCACCGCUUCAUUUAUCCUGCCUUGUUAAGCCCUCUGCGGCUUGUGGUGUUUCACGUACGUUUUCCAGGUUCCUCUAAGGUCAGUGACACAUUUCUCUCCUUAAACGACAAACCAGCAGCGUCGCUUUGCCCGAUGUCUCUUCUCAGGCUGGAUUUUAUCUUGUCCUCUCUUUGCCUCAGCUGCCAAGCUGGUUUAACUCGCAGACUUGCAGAAGAAGCCUCAGUCUUCUCCGAGCUGCCAGGCGGUGCAGGAGAGCACCAGCGUUAUCCUGGGACCCGUGUUUUGAGUGUGGAAGUUCUUGGUAGCUGUGCAGGAACGCGGUUCCUUCUGCUGCAUUAACCGUAACCCUUUCGGUGAAAUUAUG